Molecule: messenger RNA, 4914 nt
Organism: Diaporthe citri
Lineage: Eukaryota; Fungi; Ascomycota; Sordariomycetes; Diaporthales; Diaporthaceae
Exons: 2
Coding region: 1-4914 (1637 amino acids)
Source: RefSeq, a predicted model, not a curated record
AUGUCGGACCACAUUUCCAAGAACAACCAGGCCAAGGCUGGCCGCGCCAAUACUACUGGCAUCAAACUCAAGCCCGUCGCUGGCGCCACCAAGCUCAUUCUUGAGAGCGCCAAGGCCGCCGUUGCCGAUACCAACAUCAACGACAAGGUCCCCGAUACUGAUCGCGAGAUGGACCUGACUUUCUACGACGCCAACGGCAAUGUUGAGACUGCCGACCCCGAUGGCGACAUCAGCAUGGAGGACGAUACCACCAUGUUGUCAAUCGAGAAUGACGACGCCUCCAGCUCCAUCGAUGAAUCCGUCUCGGCUAACACCAGCGUCACCUCUGCCUACGACGGCGCGGCUGACUUUGAGUGCGACGGCAUCAUGCAGUCAACCGAGCAGAACGAUGAUGCCUCCGCCUCCAUUGACGACCUCUUCUCGUCUGACGACGACAUGACCAAUGCCAGCGGCGGUCUGGACGAGGACAGCGCCGCUAAGUCGGACUGCGAGGCCCUUGUCGCCUCCUCUGCCCCGAAGCUGUUCAAUAGAGACGUCCGCGGACACUCAGUUUCCCUCACCAAAGACAGCGAGAACUCGGUCUCUGCUGAGGAUCGCGCCUAUUACUCCGAGGACGAUGGUGAGCACUAUGAGUACGAGAAGUACGCCUUCCGACAGAAGAGACUUCGCCUCAAGAACAAGGCGCAGUGCUCCAAAAAGCGUCCUUCCAGACUCCCCAAGGGUGGCAAGGGCGUCCGCAUGAAGGACGGCAGCAUGGAUGGCAAUGAGGACGACACAUCUGGCCAGGCAGGUGGUGAGAUUGAAGAAUGGGAGACUGACGACGAGCCGGAGCUGAUCAUUCCGAUUGACGAGGCUCUUGCCUUGGAGAGGAUCGAGGAGGAGUCUUCGAAAGUCGUCCAAGCGACGCGCGCCUUGUACAGAUUCACCGGCAACGCAAUGCGCCUGCGCCAGUUCAAGAAACUCAAGGAGAGCAAGAUGACGAUUCGACAACAGCUGUCCCGCCUCGGCACUAGGACCUUGCGCCCCGAGGACAUCGCCUGGAACUAUGUCGUCCUGCACAAUGAGAAGAUUCGGGAGCUCUGGAUUCGUUGCAACCAGAUGGACCCGUACGAGAAGGACCGUGUGAUGAGGCAGAUUGAUGAUCUCAACCACAAGCGCCAGCAACGACUUGCAGAAGUCAACCAGGAUGACUGCCCCAUCAAAGUCUGGGAGUUCAAGGCAGGCUGGGUCCAGCCCGAGUACCGCCAACCUCUUCCGCGCCUGGAACCAGAGCCUGUUCAGAAGCCAGAGACCGUUCAGCAGCCAGAGCCUGCCCAGCAGCCAGAGACUUUGGAGCAGCAAGAGCUGCUGGCCACACAAGCUUCUUUCACGGACUUCGCUUCUAUCGGCUCCUUCAAUGACAACAGCAACCCGAAGGGCAACUAUGGCGUUCCCGAGGCGGAUGUCGACUACAUGGGUUCAUUCAGAUUGGACGACCACGAGAGCCACUUUGAGACCGCAUUCGAGGUCACCACUUCCAGCCAGAGAUAUGAGGCUGAUCUCCCCGGUCUCGAUGCCUUCGUGGACAGCCUCUGGACUGUUCCAACCAACGACACUGCCAGCACCCCGCUAGAUGCCGCUGAGGUGGCGCAUCUGCAGGAGCAGUUGCAGGUUUCCGCGCCGAAUGAGCCAGUGCCUACCCAGAGUCAGUUCGAACCUGGUGAGGAUAUCAACAACGACAAGAGCUCUCUUUUCAGCGACAACGACGACGAUGAGGUCGAUGCCGCUCCCGUUUCUUGCAAGGCAGUUGAGGAGCCUCAGAUCCUCGAGGACGCUCCCCAUGUUCUCCCCAACACCCAGCAGUCUUCAUUCGAGGAGCAAGUCAUCGAGAACAGCGACUGCGACUCUCUCUUCGGCGAUGCUAACGAAGACUGCCAGCCCGAGUCUGCCGAGAUGACUGGCCAGGCUGUCGAGGAGCCCCUUAUGUCUGAGAACAACACGACCGCCGACGCUCCUCCCGCCAACCCGCAGGUUUCCGAGGAGCAGCAUGGCGGCGAGGGCUACGUUGAUGACGAUGAUGAUGACUCUCUAGGCAUCGAGUUUGAGGAUGUCGAUUUUGAGACCGCUGCCAGCUCCAACCAGAACGCAGAUGAGCCGCAAUCCAGCACCAACACUGGCAGUGACGUGUGCGAUUCCAGGGACUUGACAAACUCUGAACCCAUCGCGCAGCCCGACCAUGGCCCCGAGACACAGCUCAAUCCAGUCUCCGAAGCACAGCCCACGCAGCAGCUCGGCACACCAUUCGACCAGGAACUCGGAGCAGAGCUCCAGAUUAUCGAACAGCCUGCGCCGGAGAACCACUCAGCCCCAGAUGUGGCGCCCGUCGAGCAGGCUGCCCUUGGCCCUCAAGAGGGCCAGCCAACAACCGACCAGAGCGAGGCUACCAGCGGUGAAGGAACGGAAGCGCCUUUCAUGUCGCAAGGGUCCCUCCCGGGCUGGCACGAAAUGCGCCCGUAUAUGACGGGUCUAGAUGCUGUGCGUGAGUGGACUCGCGGUGAGCUUCGCCGUUUCUGGCCCAACGGCGUACAAGUAUGCUCGGAUUUGCAGCUGGAACUUUUCGGCACCGGAACCGACGAGUUUAGGGAGUUGGAGCUGUUGAGAUACGAAGCGUGCGCUCGAACUAACCAACAUUACAUUGUUGAGUUUAAGGAGGAAUACCCCGAGAUCCCGCCCAAUAUGGUGGUCACACCCAUCGACAAUGGAGUGUACGCCUUUCUUUGCCUUGUUGCCCAGGCGCCCGCUGGCAUCGUCGACCUGACUGGAGACGAUUCAGCUUCUUCCGCCACGGCUCCUCCUUCUGGCGUGCAGCAGGCCGCUCUCGCCGCUCCCGCGGAAAUCGUCGCCGCCGGUGCGCCGGUGUCCGCCACAGCGGGUGGAGAUUCUGUUGCCAAUGGUUCUGAAGCUGCCGAGGAGGAGGACGAGGUGACGAAGAGGGUGCCCAAGAUCCCCACUCCACCGCCCGUUGACGAAGCCACCUUCGCGCAAGGACCGGUGUCUCUCACCAACAACGCUGAGCCAACGACGCCCGUGCAGAACGGUUCUGAUGGAGACAUUGGCACCUGGAGCAGUGACUGGUCUGGACAGGCCUUUUCAGAUGGUGGCGACCCUCCCAGGUCGCCUUCGAACCAGGAGAUUCGUGUCAUGGAGCAUUCCGUUACCACUGACAAGUACGACCGCGAGACCAAUCCCACGGACGAUGCUAAGGGCAGCAAGAAAGCUCGUGGCAAAAAAAGCACUGGACCUGUUCCAGGUUCGCUCAGCUCUGUGCGCAACGCACACAACACUCUCAACCAGCAGUUGUUCCCAAACGCCCAGGCCGCUGGCAACGUCCAUGGACCUCCCCCGGCCGCCCCAGGCCCAGUUGCAGGUCCUUCCAAUGCCGCACCGCCCACUCAGCAGGAGCCAGCUUCACAAGGCGCGACAGGAAAGCGCCAUGUCGGACGCCCUCACAAGGACGACAGCGAGUUGGCCAGCCCCCGCAAACGCCAGCUCAAGAAUCCCAAUUCUCCCUGUGCCGAGCCCAGCAAGGGAGGCAACAAGCGCCGCAAGAAGAACGCACCGGCGGCCGCGGACACGACCGACGUGUCCCAGGGACAGCAGCAAGGCACGUCGGAGGAGAGCCAGCCCGCACAGUACUACGGACCUUCGCCCGAUCGGAGUCUGGAUGCCAAGGAAUGGGUCGAGGAGCACACCCAGGGCGGUAAGGGCAAGAAGCGGAAGGCUCCUGCGCCCAAGAAGACUCCCGCUCCCCGCAAGGCGCGGAAGACCAAGGAGGCCACUCGCGCCGCACCCAAAACCUAUCGGCCUAUUGCCCCGGCCCCGCCGCGCAACCCAGUUGAUGCCAAUGGCGUACAGAUGCAGUCUCGUGCGAGCACCCCGAUGGGCCACGGUGGCGCCACAGGCUCUUCGCCCAAUGUCCAGAUGAAUGGCAACGGCACCCAAAUGCAUUCGGCGGCACCUCACACGCAGAACGGCCGGUCUCAGCAGAUGGGCCAGCAGUCUUCCCAACAGGUUCCGCAACAGUCAGGUUCUCAGCAUACCGUAGGCCAACAGAAUGGUUUCACCAACCAUGUGCAGCAGCAGCAGCCUUGCGAGGUACCGGACCAGGAUGACUUGAACAACAAAGAAGCAUGGUUGACAGAGAAAUUGCGCGAGGUUCAGCAACAGCGAAGCAUCUUAGCUCAUCAGGAACAACAACAGGGUCAGCAGUAUCCCGAAGUGUCGCCCCAGAUGAUGCCCGACCCUUCCAUCCAGCAGGGCUUCCAGGAACCACAGCAGCAGGACUUCCAGCAGGUGCCACAACAGGCGCCCCAGCAACCAAUGCAGCAGCGAGCGCAGCAGCCAAUGCAGCAGCCAAUGCAGCAGCCAAUGCAGCAGCCAAUGCAGCAGCCAAUGCAGCAGCAUUUCCAUCUGGGUUUCCAGCAGCCAAUGCAGCAGCCAAUGCAGCAACCAAUCCAUCCGGGUUUCCAGCACCCGCAGCAGGGUAAUUGGCAGCAACAGAGCAGUGACAUGACCAGCGGCGAACCAAACUUCCAGCAGCAGUUUCGGCAGUGGAUGCGGUCCGAGCUCCAGGAAAUGUUCGCUUCUCAAGUGUCCCAGACUCCCAUGGCUAUGCCACGAAUGAUGUCCAACCAGGGCAUGCCAUCGAAUGGCAUUGCACCUUACCCGACGAACAUGCAAGAGAGCCACCGGCAGGCGUCUCCAGCCGUUGGAUACCCGGCGGCCGGGCCCUUCCCUCAGAACGGAUACCCGGCGCCCAUGAACUUCAACCAGGGCAUCGAGGGGAUGAACGUUCAGGGCAUGUUUGGUGGCUUCGAUGGGGGCGUCAACGGAGCCUACAUGGCUCAGGAGGGCAUGCCCGACUUCAGUGGUUGA